Molecule: messenger RNA, 1281 nt
Organism: Lachnellula hyalina
Lineage: Eukaryota; Fungi; Ascomycota; Leotiomycetes; Helotiales; Lachnaceae
Product: putative PH domain-containing protein
Exons: 2
Coding region: 1-1281 (426 amino acids)
Source: RefSeq, a predicted model, not a curated record
AUGGCCGAUGUGCAGACACCGACACCGACACCGACACAGACACAGAAGCAGACAACAGCUAUGAUGCCAGAAGCAAGUCAGCCUCGCCAGAUUCCACCCCGAACGACAGCGCUGCAAAUCCCUCGAUCCGCCGCUGUCUCAUUACCUCCUUCCAGCUCUGCCAGUCGCAUGCGCAACUCGCAUCUUGCCCUCGAUUCUUUCUCUCCAGUAAAUCAGAACGGCAGCUUCGAGUUCGAUCGGGUGCUAAAGAGUGGAUAUGUUCAGAAACGGACACGGAAAACAAAGGCAUGGAAGCCAAUAUACUUAGUCCUACGGUCAAAUUUCCUUUCGAUAUAUAGAGAUCAGAAGGAGGACAAGCUACGGCAUAAGAUCCAACUCGCAGACCUCACAGCAGUUGCCUUCCUAAAAGACCCCAAACACAAGCGCGAAAACGUGUUUGGACUCUUCUCUCCCUCACGAAACUACCACCUCGAAGCGAAAUCCAGAAAAGACGCCGAAGAAUGGGUUGAGCUCAUCAGACGGUCGGCACGAAUCGAGGAGGAGGAAGAAGAGAUGCUCCUCGCAAGUCCCAGCGGCAACGCCACAGGCACAUACAGCGGCUUCGACCGUGCCAUGCAACAACACAACGAAGCCAAACUCCUCCAUGACGAACGACUUGGCUCCAGCUCCCCGGAACCCCUAGAAAGCAUGCCGCAACCACGAUCCAAACUCGGCGGUCCCCGCAAAACAUCACAUACCUUCGACUACUCCGGCAACGAAUUAGCCUCCCACUCAGAUAUGUCAGACAAUGAUUUCGCACGCGCAGCAGGCGCCUCUAGUCUUUCCAUCCCCGAAGAAUCACUCGCCGUCCAAGCCCCCGGCACAAGCACAGGCAUCCGCCCCAUGCUAGGCGCGCGCAACGCCUCCCAAAUGUCCGUCCUGAACCCCGAACUCGAUCCCGAGCGUGUAGUAUGGCAAGGACACCUCCUAUAUCUCAAAAGCAAGAACGGGAUCCGGCAAUGGAAAGACCUAUGGGCGGUCAUCCGACCACGAAAUAUCCAGUUUUACAAAAACGAUAGCGAAUAUUCGACGCUGGUGAUUAUACCGCUAAACAGCGUGAUUAACGCGGUGGAGAUUGAUCCCCUUAGCAGGACGAAACGGCUUUGUUUUCAGGUUAUUACCGAGGAGAAGAGCUAUAAGUUCUGUGCGAGGACGGAGGAUGGCUUGAAUAAGUGUCUUGGGGCUAUCAAAAGUCUCUUGGCCAAGAGGAAGGAGGGGGAGAUGGGUGCAAGGGGACGGUGA